AUGUCAGGCACUAAUCUUAGAGAGCUGCCUACCACCAUCGAGGAGCUGUCUAGUCUCAAUGAACUUCUCCUACGGGAUUGCAUCAACCUAUAUGAUAUUCCAAACAUCCAGAAACUCACAAAUCUUGAAAUCAUUGAUGUUUCCGGCAGUACCAAGCUGGAGAAGAUUGAGGGAUCAUUUGAGGACAUGUCUUACCUACGUGAAGUGAAUCUGUUUGGAACCAAAGUGGAGACACCAGAUUUGCCAAAAGAGACUAGAAUCUAUUGUCUAAAGAGUAUUAUUCUGGCAGAUGGAAAGCGUUUUGAAGGUAAGGAUUGGAACGAAGUAAGGAACAAAAUGUCAAGUGAGAAUGCCAGCUCCUGUGAUGCAGUUGUUACAUCCCAAGAAAUCUCAGAAGAAAUAAGAGAGAUUCAAUCAGAUGAACCUCGCGCCAGUGAUUGUACUGAGAUGGGAGAUGAAAGCAAGGAACGUCUUCUCCAAGAAGUCAUGGAGAUUAAUGAAACUAAUGAGCUAGAUGAGGAUGCACUAGCAACUGCUGAGUUUGUGUCUUUUGUGGACUGUACUCCUACAAGGUUCACAUCUAUCUUUAACAAGACUAAAUCCAUUAAGCAUUGCUGGCUAAGGAUGUGCACUGACAUAAAAGACCUUUUCUAUGGUGCGGAUGAGGAACAUUUGAAAUCACUGGAGACUUUGUCGAUUACAAACCUUGCAUCAUUGGAGACUAUAAGUUCUGUUGGUAACUUGGAGAAUCUGAAGAACCUAAGCUUAGACUGCUGCCCGAAAAUCAAAACGAUUUUCUCGGAGAUGCCUAGUGGCCUAGAAGUCUUAAGUGUAAAGCAUUGUGAGAAUCUGGAGAAAGUUGUUGAACGAGUCGAACUGUCAAGUCUCACCAACCUGACAUUGAAAUUCNCUAUUGUUGACUGCUUCUGGCAUAGCUUGAGCUUCUUUGAGCAUUGUGGGUGUGUUUAUUACCAAGAGUUGAUCGCACACUGGAUUCUUGAAGGCUACUUCGAUCCUGUUAGAUCUGUAACAGAGGCCUAUAUGGAAGGCCAUGAGGUAUUGAUGGAGCUUUUAGAUCGUGGUUUUCUGAAGAUACAUGAGGACAAUGUAGUUAUGCCAGAGGUUGCAAUGAAGAAUUUAAUAGAUCUUCGGUGUCGUGGCCUGUCAAGCAGAUCUCGUAUCGCACUUGCUAAAGUUUGUGGUAGUGACAGGACACAAGCUCUUGGGAAAAUCAACCAGCUGGAUGACAUCAUGGAAGCAGUCCAAACAACGAGGAAAGGAGACAAAAUUACCACAGUUCUGAUUAGUAGAAACCGUUUGCGUCGUGAAACUCCAAAAGACUUCUUUGAAAAGCUAAAGGAUGUUGAGAUACUAGGCCUUUUUGAACCCACAGUGGAACCUUUUGUCCCUCUUUUAUCAAAGUUAGUGAAACUUCGAGUUCUUGUGAUCAGGGACUGUGACCUACUACAAAAUAUAGAGUAUCUUAAGGCUCUUACAAAGCUAACUGCUCUUGAAGUUUCUGGUGCUAGCUCCCUGAUGCAAAUCUCUGACGACUUCUUUAAGGGAAUGACUGAUCUUCAAAGUCUUCAUCUCUCCGGGCUUCAGAUCAAAUUUUCCCCUUCCAGUAUUUCUGAACUGGAGAAGCUUCACUGUCUCAUCAUCAAGGACUGUCCUUUAUUGGAAGAUUUGCCAGACAUACAAGAACUAGUAGAGCUUGAGGUUGUUGAUAUUUCUGGUGCUCGUGGGCUUCAAACAUGCUUCGACAACACAUACGGUGACAGGAAAAACACAAGCAAAAACAAAAACUUUUAUCUUCUUAAAAAACUUCAGCUCCUUGACUUCUCGGAGUGCCAAAUAGAGCGACUACCAAUGUUCCAGGACAAUGAGGUGGCCGAAAAGCUGCACUCCUUGACUCGGCUCUUGUUGAGAAACUGUAGUAAAUUGAGAAGAUUGCCUAAUCUGAAGCCCUUGUCAGGUCUCCGAAUUCUUGAUCUUUCUGGCACUUCUAGCUUAGUGAAAAUGUUGGAAGUAUGCUUUGAGGAUAAGUAG
This is a messenger RNA of Camelina sativa (false flax), 2049 nucleotides long. Lineage: Eukaryota; Viridiplantae; Streptophyta; Magnoliopsida; Brassicales; Brassicaceae. The record is from RefSeq and is a predicted model, not a curated record.